AUGGACGCUCCCACUUUCCCACCUCCUCUAUCGGCCGGGCCUCGAGGAGCAGACCCUGUUGCUUUCUUGAACAUGAAGAUGGAUUUUGCGAAGGCUUCGCCAACUUUCAUGGAAGCUGUAGGCCACGUGGAACUCCAGGGACAGAACUUGGGGGAUGUUGUUGUCCCUGCGGAGAGGGAGAAAGUUGCGUCGAUUAGAAGUCAACUGAUCGAGGAGCAAACACGAAAGGAGCCGAACUAUUUACCACCGAUCCUUUCUCGACUCGACCAUAUCAUCCAGGGACUUGGCUUUGGCGCAGAGGAUAUCGGGCGCUUCCAACUCGACCGAAAUGAAUACCUAACUUUCAGAGCAGCUGAUGGACAACCGAGACAUUAUCCCGUUCGACUAGGGCUCGAGAAGGAGGGCUCGAUCUACGUCGUCGUCAUGGUCCUGAGUUUACCGCCCCGGCAUGCGUAUCCUUUACCUUCUUCGCCGGCCACCAGAGAGGCUUCGCAUGCGUAUGGUUCUCAGCCGCCAACUCCACAAUCUCUUUACAGGACACCGGUGCCGCCAGGGCCACCCUUUGAUAUGCCCAGAGGUCGAUUCAGCGAAGUCCCACUGGUAUCUCGACCGGCUGCUGUUCCCCCAACACAGAUGCCUGCCGCCAUGAAUCCCGGAGUUGCUGCUGGGGCGGGCUCAACUUCGUAUGCUGCAUCACCAAGUCAUACAGAGUAUGGAGGACCCCCAUCAUAUAAUGUUCCCCGAAGCGAACUGCCCCCUGCAAGCGUGUAUCGACCUCAAGCAGCUUUUCAGCUUCCACCAAUUCGAGCUCAGCCAGGACCAGGACCUGGACCAGAGCAGCCUCGGCCACGGACACGCGAGGAAAGGUCAAACCGAGUUGACAUUGGCGGUUUGAUCGACAAGCCCGAUGACCCUGAGCGGCGACGAUAA
This is a messenger RNA of Fusarium musae, 930 nucleotides long. RefSeq lists its product as uncharacterized. Bases 1 to 930 code for a protein of 309 amino acids. NCBI's taxonomy places the organism in Eukaryota, Fungi, Ascomycota, Sordariomycetes, Hypocreales, Nectriaceae. The record is from RefSeq and is a predicted model, not a curated record. The transcript has a single exon.